Molecule: messenger RNA, 1651 nt
Organism: Salvia splendens (bonfire salvia)
Lineage: Eukaryota; Viridiplantae; Streptophyta; Magnoliopsida; Lamiales; Lamiaceae
Product: nematode resistance protein-like HSPRO2
Exons: 1
Coding region: 104-1525 (473 amino acids)
Biological process (GO): defense response
Molecular function (GO): heme binding; metal ion binding
Source: RefSeq, a predicted model, not a curated record
UCUUGUCCCUCAUAUCCCGACUCCGCUAUAUAUACUCCUUCCUCCCUCACUUCCCUCAAUUCAAAUGCAAAAAUCAAAAUUGAAGAGAUAAUUCACAUGUAAAAUGGUGGAUUUCGAUUGGCAAACAAAGAUGAUCGGCGCUGAGAUCUCCAACAAAUCGCCGAGAUUAUCCAACAAGCUGCAUAUCACGAUUCCUCCACCGAAGCUCCGAAACGCUGAGCUGGCGGCGGCGUCGGAGUCGUCGUGCUCGGCGUAUGAGCAGUAUCUCCGCCUACCGGAGCUGAGGAAGCUAUGGGAUGCAACCGAGUUUCCUGAAUGGAGAAGUGAAUCGGUGUUUAAACCGGCUUUUACUGGCCUCGAGAUCACCUUCCGGUUCAUUUCCACGGUUUUGUCCGACGCGCGGCCGUACGUGAACCGGCGGGAGUGGCGGAGGAGGAUCGAAGCUCUCGCGAUGAGGCAGAUCGAGAUCAUCGCGCAGUUGUGCGAGGACGAUGAGGACGAUUGCGAGACGCGAGCUACUAUUCCGAUCGUGGAUCUGUCCAGCGAAUCCGGCUCCCUAGCGCCGACGAACAGCUCGGCGGAGGUGUGGAAGAUGGCGGACGACACGGUGGUGGUGAGCCACGUCAGCGAGGAGAGCCUCCUGCCGCGGGUCGCCUCGUGGCAGAAAUACGAAGACGUCGCGCGGAGGAUUCAGUACUCGAUCGAGUGCCAGAUGCAGGGGCUGCCGUACACGCUAGGUUUGGGAGAGCCGAACCUGAGCGGGAAGCCGAGCCUCAAUUACGACCUCAUCUGCAAGCCGGCAGCGGUGCACGCGCUGAAGAGGUGCUUAAACGACGACGUCGAGUCGAAGAAUUUUGAAAAUCGGACGGUUUACUCGACGCAUCAGGUUCUGGAGUCGUGGAUCCGAGUCGCGAGGGAGCUAAUCGCGAGGAUCGGAGAGGAAAUCGACUCGCGGCGGUAUGAGAGAGCGGCGAGGUAUUGCUGGUUGCUGGAGAAGGUGUGGUCGAUUGUGAAUCAGAUAGAAGAUCUGCAUCUGUUAAUGGAUCCGGAUGAUUUCCUGCAGCUGAAAAAUCAGCUGAUGAUCAAGGCGAGUUCCGAUUCGGAGCUGUUCUGCUUCAGAUCGCGCGAGCUCGUCGAGAUCACGAAAUCGUCAAAGGAUCUGAAGCACACGGUGCCGGCGGUGUUGGAGGUGGAGGUGGACCCGACCGGCGGACCGAGGAUUCAGAACGCGGCGAUGGAGCUGUACCGGAGGAAGGACGAUGCCUCGAAAAUCCACCUGCUGCAGGCGAUGCAGGCGGUGGAGGCGGCGGUGAAGAGGUUUUACUUCGGCUACAAGCAGUUGCUGGCGGUGGUGAUGGGGAGCUUGGAAGCGAAGGGGAAUGUUGAAUCCGGCGAUCUGUUGAGCCAGAUAUUUAUGGAGCCGACGUAUUUCCCGAGCUUGGACGCGGCGAAGACGUUUCUGGGGGAGCGGUGGAGCCAUGAGGUGACGGGAAGGUGUAGUCCGGAGCGGCGGCGGAGUGUUUAGUCAAAUAGGAGAUGGAUUUAUUUUACAGAUAAAAAAAAUUAUUCAUGUUUGCAGUCUGGCUAUGAUUUAUUUUUUCUUUAGUCAAUUUUUGGUAUAUGAAAAAUUAAUUAUUUUAUGAAUUUCAAA